AGUACACAAUACACACAACGUGAUAUGAUUUGUACUAUAUAAAAGUCUAUGCAGCCCCAAACCGAACGCAGCUUCACUCAUCGCAACAAUGGCGUUCAACAUCAACAGUCUCCUCCUCUUCCUUUCCCUCUCCCUCUUGCUCACUCUCGCUUUCUCUGACGACCCCGAUUGUGUUUACACGGUUUACGUUAGGACCGGGUCGAUCAUCAAGGGUGGGACGGACUCCAACAUCAACGUGAGACUCUACGACGGCUACGGCUACGGGAUCGAGAUCCGGAACCUCGAAGCCUGGGGAGGGUUGAUGGGAUCCGACUACGACUACUUCGAGAGAGGCAAUCUCGACAUUUUCAGCGGCCGCGGACCCUGCCUCACAGCCCCUAUCUGCGCUCUCAACCUCACCUCCGACGGCGCCGGCUCCGGCCACGGCUGGUACGUCAACUAUGUCGAGGUGACGUCCACCGGGGCCCAUAUACCUUGCCACCAGCAGCUGUUCACGAUCGAGCAGUGGCUCGCCACCGAUACGGCCCCGUACGAGCUUACCGCGAUCAGGAACUACUGCAACAAUAACGACGCCGUCGAUGAGAAGAUCCGGUCCGGCUCGAGUGGUUUGGUUUCAUCUGUUUAGUGUCCGGAAAAUGAGCAUGCUUGUUAUUAUGGUAAGGAUUAGUUAGUGCUUGAGUUAGAGCAUAAUCUGACUGUUGUGCUUGUUAUCGGAAUCCAUGGUUAUCCAGUUGAGCGGUUAUGUACAAGUAUUAAGGCUUUGUUUGGCUUAAUAAAUUAUGGGCUUUUUCAUUAUUGUA
This is a messenger RNA of Rosa rugosa (rugosa rose), 800 nucleotides long. RefSeq names its product PLAT domain-containing protein 3-like. Gene Ontology annotation, molecular function: protein binding. The transcript is spliced from 2 exons. The record is from RefSeq and is a predicted model, not a curated record. NCBI's taxonomy places the organism in Eukaryota, Viridiplantae, Streptophyta, Magnoliopsida, Rosales, Rosaceae. Bases 89 to 625 code for a protein of 178 amino acids.